AUGGUCUUCAAAUCUUGGACAGAGCAAAAUCUGGAUGUUUGUGAGUUUGAAGCUUUGAUGGUGCCGACCAAUCACUCAUUGCCACGUCAGAAUAGGUGCGCUUUCAGAGCCACCGAGGCCGAAUCUGGGGAGCUUCCUCCAGCCGAUGAGAAGAAGGAAUCACAGGUUUCAGAGACUCCACAGGUGCAAGCAGGCCCUGCUCCUGGGCCCACCCCUGCGCCUGCGAACAGUGGCACCUCAGGAGCUCCCAAGGCAGCACCCCGUCGGCGCAGAGAAGGCGAGCGCCAACGCCGAAGUCAGCAGAACCUCUUGGUCCAACUCUUCAAGCCGCCAUCGACUGGGCGUGGUCGCCUGUUGAUGUCGUUGAAUUUGCUCAUCGUAUGCGUGCUGGUCUCAUUCUGUGUGGUGUUGAUGGAUGUCAUAAGGAAUCCUCCAACGCUCUUGAACCCACCGCCGGAUCCAAAGGCGAAGGAGCAGAAACCCUAG
Molecule: messenger RNA, 486 nt
Organism: Cladocopium goreaui
Lineage: Eukaryota; Dinophyceae; Suessiales; Symbiodiniaceae
Source: the annotation of a GenBank genome assembly